AUGUUAGAUAUCUUAGCAGCAGCAGCUGUUGCUCGUGCUCUUGCUGGACUACCUCCUCAUCAGAGGUAUAGUCUUCCAUCAAGCUCUGAAGAGUUGAGUUCGAUAUAUGGAAGCAAGCCCCAUGGUCAAGUAGUGGAGGAGCUUGAGGAAGAAUUUUACGAAGAGGACCUGGAACCUUCCAAUAUGCAAAGUAGUAGUUCCAGACUUACCUACAGUGAUCUAUGCCAUCAAAUACCUGAAUCCAAGUUUAGGCAAUGUUUAUUGACAACACUAGCUGCCCUUUUUAAGUUGAUGAGUUCAUAUCAAGCAGUCAUGAGCUUUCAACUAGCGGAUAAGGUAAUGACAAAUCAGGAGGCAGUGGAGUGCAUUAGGAACAUAAAGGAUGCUAAAGCGGCUGCUAAGCACCUUACUUGUUGAUAGCAAAUAUUAGUAGUUUUAUUUGUUGAUAGCUGCGCAUGGAUAACAAAUAGUUAUGUUUCAAAUUGUUAUGCUAGAUGGAUGUGACUUGUGAAUGAAAACUUAGAAUAGUUGUAUUGUGUCGAAUGUUAAUGAA
Messenger RNA from Camellia sinensis, 553 nucleotides. Lineage: Eukaryota; Viridiplantae; Streptophyta; Magnoliopsida; Ericales; Theaceae. The record is from RefSeq and is a predicted model, not a curated record.